AUGUCACAAUACACCCCAGCAACACUAGAAUCCCUCCUAUCAACCCUAUCAAUAACCGGCGAUGCCGACCACGCCUCUGUCCUGAAGCAUGCGAACAACGUCCUCAAGUCUGAGAAAUCACACAAGCGAGCAUUGCAUACUAAGGCAGUAGCGCUGAUAAACCUCGACCGCUACGAGGACGCGUUCUCCGUGCUUUCGGUGCCGGAAUUGGCAGGCGAGGCGGUGCUAGAGAGGGCUUAUUGCCUUUAUAAGUUGGGGAGGUUGGAGGAUGCGUUGGCGGCUGCGGUGGAGGGCGCUCGGAGCGGUGGGAGGGAUGAGAGGGGGUUGAGGCAUGUUGAGGCUCAAGCUGCAUACAGACUGGAAAAAUUCGACCAAGCGGCGGGGAUAUACGCAGGACUAUCCAGGGGCGGGUACCAAGCGGAGAACGAAGACUAUGAUAUGAGGGUCAACAUCAGCGCCACGAACGCACAAUUGAUUUGGGCGAACGGAUCAGCGACAGCGGGGGGAGAUAACAAGGUUGACAGGAGCGCUCUGGAUGCGUUCGAGACAGCGUUCAAUUCCGCAUGUGGAGCUGUUGCCCGGUGCGCGUUCGGACAGGCACUUGUUUUACUAAAGAGGGCGAGGGAGUUGGGGUUGCUAUUGGAGGACCUUAGCGAGGAGGAGAGGAAGGUCGAGGUUGCGCCGGUUCUAGCUCAAGAGGCUUAUGUGCUUGCGAAGAUGGGAAGGUGGGAGGAGGCGUUGGAGAGGUCGAAGGAGCUGGAUGUCCCUAGUAUCACCGACACUUCACUCAAAGUCGUCGCUACAAACAACGAGAUCGCUAUAACCUCUCGACUGCCAGACUACAACCCCCAUUUGUCACUCAUCGCGUCGGCCGAGUUAGCUACCACAUCCGCCUCCUCAAAAGCAUUCCUUUUUCAAUCAAGGAUACUUGACAGAAACCAUGCAGUGCUGGAACUAGAAGCCGGAAAGACCCAAGCCUCAAAGAAACAGGCUCUAGCGCACCUAAAAAAUUACCCCCACGACAACGAGGCAAGUGUAAUCCUAGCCGCCGCCCGUGAGGGCAAAGUCGAGAAGCUAGUUAAGAAGAGCCCCGGCGACCUCGGCCUCUCAUUGACUCUCGCACAAUUGUGUAUGCGCAGUGGGAAUAUCACUGGGGCUAUUGCCGCAGUAGAAAAUGUUAUAUCCGCUGCCGCGGAGGACCAAAAGUACCUCCCGGGUGUGAUCGGCCUACUCGUUGGACUUUACCAGCACCAAGGCAGGUGUCAACAUGUCAGAGACAUCCUUUCGAAAGCCAGUGAACACUGGAAGAACUCCCCGACUCCCAACCACCCCCUCCUCCGCGCCUCCGCAAAAGCCCACCUCGACAACCCCACCUCAACAGACAUAGACCUACACUCGGCACACUCGAUCUUCACGAUCCUACUAAACCACUCCCCCAGUGACCCCUUUGCAACUGCGGGCCUUCUCGCCUCCACCCCCUCUUCCUCCGCGUCCUCCCCUCCUCCUCAGCACCUCCAACAAAAACUAACCCCCCUCGAAAAACUAAUCUCAACAAUCGACGUGGCAGCCCUGGAAGCCGCAGGCGUUGCCCAACCACCGCCGCGGAAACGUCCCACGGAGGAGGCGGAGGGGCUAAGUGGGAAGGUGGGGGUGAAGGUUGUAUAUAAGAAAAAGGCACACAAAUUCGACACCAGCAAGACGCCGGAUCCCGAACGGUGGUUGCCGCUAUGGGAUCGGAGUGGGUACAAACCGAAGGGGAAGAAAGGGAGGGGGAGGGUGGGUGGCGGUGGCGCUACACAGGGUGGGGGAGGAGGAGGAACGGGUGGGGAAGAAAGUAUGGAAUUGGCGGGCGGUGGGAGGGUGGACGUACUCAAGGUUAACGCGAACAAAGCGAAGAAGAAGAAGAAGGGGGGAAAGCGGUAGGGUAGGUAGGGAGGCAGUUGAUGUAUCUACAAGUAUCUAGAUACUCUUGAUUUUAUCCCUACCCUUUUUUAUCUUACCUUAUCAUCACGAAUUAGUUUCUCAUGUUCA
This is a messenger RNA of Tuber melanosporum (Perigord truffle), 2031 nucleotides long. RefSeq lists its product as uncharacterized. Gene Ontology annotation, cellular component: signal recognition particle, endoplasmic reticulum targeting. Gene Ontology annotation, biological process: SRP-dependent cotranslational protein targeting to membrane. NCBI's taxonomy places the organism in Eukaryota, Fungi, Ascomycota, Pezizomycetes, Pezizales, Tuberaceae. Gene Ontology annotation, molecular function: protein binding; ribosome binding; 7S RNA binding. The coding region runs from base 1 to 1923 and encodes 640 amino acids. The record is from RefSeq and is a predicted model, not a curated record. The transcript is spliced from 4 exons.